AUGAGUCCAAAGGAGGAAAUCUUGUUGCUUGACGACAGUGAAAACAUCCUGAAUAGCCGGGCAUCGAUUCAAAAUCAGCAACUGGUUUAUGUCGACCUCAAGGAUCAUAUCAAGCACACCAUACCUGGCCCAUUAAACAUACCCUUUGUGGGAUCCUUAUAUGAAAUGCUUCCCAAUAUUACAGAAUCAUGGGUAAGACAAUUCGAGAAAUAUGGUCCCCUUGUGUCGGUCUCAAUACUUGGAACCGAAAUGAUAAACACAAACAAUGUCGAUAUCGCAGAGAUAUUCUCAAAAGAGUCAGAGUACUUUACAAAGAGAAUAAAAGGCUCAGUGUUGAGUGAAGCCAAGAGAGUCGGUCUCCAGGGUCUCUUUACGACUGACACAGAUGAAACCGACUGGAGAUUGGCACACCAGCUUCUCAUGCCUGCUUUCAGCUCUCGGGCUAUCAAAGCGUAUCAGAUAGAAAUGGGUAGACUUGUCCAACAAACUAUACGCAUCAUUGAACAAAUUCCACAAGAUGGUCCAGUAGACAUCAUUGACUUAUCUACCAAAUUAACUUUUGAAACCAUUGGUCGGAUCGGAUUUGGAUACAAAUUUGGCUUGAUUGAUUCCCUCAAUUCACCUUCCCACCCUUUUAUUGGUGCCAUGAGUUACUGUUUGCAACAGGCUGUCGUCAGGACACAGCAAGCUAGGUUCGUUCGUUCUUUACCCACCGAAGCCAACCGGACCUUUGACCGGUCGCUCAAAUUGAUGCACGACAUUGUAGACAAAGUUAUCCAGGAUCGUAAACGGGUCCCCAAAAGUGACACAGACAACAGCGAGAGUGAUAGUGAUAGUGAUAGUAAUAAUAAUAAGGACCUUCUUGACUUUAUGCUGUAUGCACGAGACGAAAAUAACUUGGGAUUAUCAGACGAAAACAUGCGUGAUCAAGUGGUUACUUUUCUCAUUGCCGGACACGACACAACCGCCAAUACUGUUGCUUGGGCCUUGUAUGAGAUAUCGCGCAGUCCAGAAGUCGAGGCAAAGAUUGUUCAAGAAAUAGUGAAUGCUGGCAUUACGGCUGAAGAAUUGCCGACAAGUGAACAAAUCAGUGACCUGAAAUACAUCACACAAGUGAUUAAAGAAACCCUUCGACGAUAUCCCCCCAUUAGAAUAAUAUCCCGAAUCUGCAAAAAGAACUGCGUUAUUCCGGGCGGCUAUCUAAUCAAAAAGGGCAGUUCAGUAGGCGUUCAUCUUUACUCUCUCCACCACAACCCUGAGAUUUACCCCAAUCCUUAUCGAUGGAAUCCUGAUCGAUGGACACCCGAAGAAGAACAAAAACGAUCUAGAUACUCAUGGAUGCCAUUCAGUACCGGACCUCGCGCUUGCAUUGGCAUGGCAUUUUCUCUUCAAGAAAUGAAAACGAGCUUGGCUAUGCUCUUACAGAAGUACCGCUUUAUUUAUGACGGCCCACCUAUCCAAUUUGAUCCUAAAAUGGCUACCACAAAACCUUACAGCUUUAUGAUGACAGUCAAACCUCGUACUAGCUUUCCACAGUCCAAUGUUUCUCUAAAAAAUACU
Messenger RNA from Phycomyces blakesleeanus NRRL 1555(-), 1560 nucleotides. Its product is annotated as CYP5025 protein. Gene Ontology annotation, molecular function: monooxygenase activity; oxidoreductase activity, acting on paired donors, with incorporation or reduction of molecular oxygen; iron ion binding. The annotation marks the transcript as partial. The record is from RefSeq and is a predicted model, not a curated record. NCBI's taxonomy places the organism in Eukaryota, Fungi, Mucoromycota, Mucoromycetes, Mucorales, Phycomycetaceae. The transcript is spliced from 4 exons.